AUGGAUUUGGCUUGGAUUUUGAUGCCAAACCGUUUGCGUGUUACAAGGUCAGAAUGCACCUAUUGUGAAUCAUACGAAAAUCCAAGAAAUUUUGGUCGCGGAAGAGUUGAUGCACCUUUAAGGUGUUAUCAUAGCCAGGAAAGGUUAACAAACAGAUUGGCAAGCGUGUCUGUCUUUGAGAUCAAGGGCCAUAGCAAACAGUUCAAAAUGAUUGAAAACUCUAAAGAUAUAGCCAACAGGGAUAGAUCUUAUUGGAGCACGAAAAAGCUGCAAGGCCACCUCGAACGAUUGGAGCUUUUCGGCACAUAUGCAAGGAAGCUAUACGACGAUCAGUAUUUUCUAUCGAUGAUGAAUUCAUUGAAUCUUAUCUUGAAUGGCGAAUCGACGGACUCAUUGCCAUUGGAAUGCGAUUUGAUUGGUCAAGCUGUUGAUUUUUUUGAACAAACUGAUACUAAUUUGAUUCAGAAAAUAUGGGUACUGGGUUUGGUACAAAGAUUUCAAAUGUAUCAUCCUACUAUCGACGUACUGUCAACGGGCUCAAGUGAUGGUCAACGAAUUGCUCUUUCACGACUAGGAUUAGCAUUGUCUUUGACACAGAGAAUGAAUUUGUGGGAUCCAUUGAUUACUUCUGUGACAUUUAACUCAGCUAUAUGGAUCCCUACUGAUCUCAAAAAAGCUUUGAAACGAGUGGAUUUAUUGCACCAUGUUGGUAAAUUGAAUCAAGAAACAAAUCAAACCUCUCAAAGUAUAUUUUUCAAGGAAGUAUAUGAUGAUUUACUUCAAGCAAGUUGUCCUUUUGAACCUAAAAAAGCAAACUCGUUGGCUGAAAGAUGUAUUGAAGGUAUCAAGAUACGGGAAGAAAAAACAGUAGAAGAAGAAUCAAUGGAUUAUAUAUCAUCACAUCUUUAUACGUUUUCCAAAAGUGCCAAGAAUUAUAUUAAAAAAUCACUCGGUUCACAGUUUGAUUCAUCAAAGAAAAUGAUUAAAAAACAUUUUGAAGAUAUCGAACAUCAACGUGUUCGUACCUUGAAGAGAAAUCAAAUUCAACAUUACUUACAAGAGUCUCCUGACCCUUUUAUCGCAAACUUACUGAAACCUUUUACGGAUGAAGUACCUGUGAACUUGGAUCAUUACAAAUACAUUCUGGAUUGCUUUGAAGCGCUUAAGACGAUUAAAUAUGAUUUAGAUAUACAUCGAGUACAUGAUCCAUCGUCUUAUUCGAGUGACCGAAGGUUUGUGAUCAGUGUGUUGUAUUCAGAAAGCCCAUAUAUAACAGGUGCUGGAAACUACCUCGCUUCAAGGUUUAGAACAGGUAAUUAUCUCCUACAUAUUGCCAUGAGCAAUAUCAGCUUGGGUAUUUGUUGA
This is a messenger RNA of Melampsora larici-populina 98AG31, 1365 nucleotides long. RefSeq lists its product as uncharacterized. The record is from RefSeq and is a predicted model, not a curated record. Lineage: Eukaryota; Fungi; Basidiomycota; Pucciniomycetes; Pucciniales; Melampsoraceae. Bases 1 to 1365 code for a protein of 454 amino acids. The transcript is spliced from 5 exons.